Messenger RNA from Budorcas taxicolor (takin), 1437 nucleotides. It is a transcript of the gene GPR37L1, whose product is annotated as G protein-coupled receptor 37 like 1. Gene Ontology annotation, cellular component: plasma membrane; signaling receptor complex. Gene Ontology annotation, biological process: adenylate cyclase-inhibiting G protein-coupled receptor signaling pathway; positive regulation of MAPK cascade. The coding region runs from base 1 to 1437 and encodes 478 amino acids. Lineage: Eukaryota; Metazoa; Chordata; Mammalia; Artiodactyla; Bovidae. Gene Ontology annotation, molecular function: G protein-coupled peptide receptor activity. The record is from RefSeq and is a predicted model, not a curated record. The transcript has 2 exons.
AUGCGGUGGCUGUGGCCGCUGGGCGUCUCCCUUGCCGUGGCGCUGGCAGCCGGGCCCAAAAGGGCCCCUGGGGGGGUCCGCCUGCAGCAGGGUGGGCACCAGCCUGCGGCCCGGGAGCAGCCGGACCGGUCCAGGCGAGGAGCUGAGUGGGAGGACGCCAAGAGGUUGCAGCAGUACGUGCCCGAGGGGUGGGCUGAGUACCCCCGGCCCAUCCGCCCCGCCGCCCCGCAGCCCACCCAGCCCCGGGUGGCCACCAGCCCCUCCCCGGACUGGGCCAGAGCGACUGGGGGCAGCGGGCAGGAGCCCCAGGGCAACGUGACGGGGACGCCCGGCCGGCGCCUGCAGGUGCAGAACCCGCUGUACCCGGUGACCGAGCGCUCCUACGGGGCCUACGCCAUCCUGCUGGUGGCCCUGGUGCUGUUCGCCGUGGGCAUCGUGGGCAGCCUGGCAGUCAUGUGCGUCGUGUGGCACAGCUACUACCUGAAGAGCGCCUGGAACUCCAUCCUGGCCAGCCUGGCGCUCUGGGACUUCCUGGUCCUCUUCUUCUGCCUCCCCAUCGUCACCUUCCACGAGAUCACCAAGCAGAGGCUGCUGGGCGCCGUGUCCUGCCGGGCGGUGCCCUUUGUGGAGGUCUCUUCCCUGGGCGUCACCACCUUCAGCCUCUGUGCCUUGGGCAUCGAUCGCUUCCACGUGGCCACCAGCACCCUGCCCAAGGCCAGGCCCGUUGAGCCGUGCCCAUCCAUCCUGGCCAAGCUGGCGGUCAUCUGGGUGGGCUCCAUGACGCUGGCCGCGCCCGAGCUCCUGCUGUGGCAGCUGGUGCGGGAGCCCAGUCCCGCCGCGGGCGCCGUGGACACGUGUGCCAUGAAGCCCUCGGCCCACCUGCCCGAGUCCCUCUACUCGCUGGCCCUGACCUACCAGAGCGCCCGCAUGUGGUGGUCCUUCGGCUGCUACUUCUGUCUGCCCGUGCUCUUCACGGCCACCUGUCAGCUGGUGACGUGGAGGGUGCGAGGCCCGCCGGGCAGGGAGCCAGAGAGCCGGCCGGGCCUGCAGGAGCCGCCGGGGGCCCGGCCCAGCAGCACCGUGGCAGGCCUGGCCGCCGUGCACGCCCUCUGCGCCCUCCCCGAGAACGUGUGCAACGUUGUGGCCGCCUACCUGUCGGCCGCUCUCACGCGCCAGACCCUGGAGCUGCUGGGCCUGGUUACGCAGUUCUCCACCUUCUUCAAGGCGGCCGUGACGCCGCUGCUGCUCCUGUGCGUGAGCCGCCCACUGGGCCGCGCCUUCCUGGACUGCUGCUGCUGCUGCUGUGGCGAGGGCUGCGGCGGGCAGGCGGCCCCCGGCGGCCCCCGAGCCAAGCUGCACACGGAGCUGUCCGCCUCCGGCUACUUCCACAAGCCCCGAGAGGCGCCGCCGCUCCUGGCCCUGGGCACGCCCUGCUGA